AUUGAUCGCACGCAUUUGUGCUCCCCUGUGACUUUCUCUGCAACGGGUAAACUCGCGCGUCAGCAAAGCGAGGGAACUUGGCACCUCGAGCAGAGAAACAAAGUCAAAGACAAAUAUUACCAGGCCGCAGCAAACGACAGCUUUUGUUCUGUCUGAUCUGGCAUAGUGGAAGAGCUCAAGCCGCGAGCGCGUCACUCAACCAGCGGUCCCCGGCUAGCAGUAAACUGGCGGUCCGGCACAGAGAAGGAUUGGCUUGACAAAUACCAGGCACAGGAUCUGGCCAAGGAGCGAUCGCCGCUGAGGAGUAGAGAGGAGUAAACAACAUAGCCCAACGGGAGUGGACGAAUUGCUCUCAUGGCAUCGAUCGAGCCACACGCCAAGCGGCAGCGCAAGGAGCCAUCCUGGCGCGCCGAGUUUGUGGAUCCUGACCAGGUUAAAGACGGCACUUUGAUUGCCGACGAGGACCCCACAGCACAGCAGCUGGUAGCCUUGCAGCAGCUGGGGCAGAAGCAGGGGCAGGGCCAAGGGCAGCAGCACAAGCGGGGAAGCACGGGCCCUGCCUCUUCGGCCUCCUCGGAUGAGGGAAGCGACCCGGGGACCAGUGAAGAGCCCCCGAGGGUGCUGGACGUGCGGCCGUUGGAUGCCAAUAAAGUGGAGGUGGUGGUGGAGCGGGAUGGGCGGCGCUACCGAGGCGUGAUGGAGCGGAAGGAGCUGCCGCACAGCGUGGGUGUGCCCGUGCCUAUAACGCCGGAGGAGCUAGAGAGCAUCACGGCGAUGGUGGCGCACGGGGAGAACGGCACCAGCUUGUGUGGCCUCUGCAACACGAAACUCGAGUGCACGCCCGUCAGGGGCAUGAGCGCCGACAAGGUGGGCAAGUACGUGAAGGUGCGCAUCACGUCCAACUGGACGGCGCGCGUACACAUGCAGUGCGCGGUGUGGUGCCCGGAGGUGGUGGAGGACCCCUUCCACCCGGGAUACUUGCACCACAUGGGCCCGGCGGUUCGGCGGGGGCGGCAGCUGCGCUGCCACGUGUGCAAAAACCGCGGAGCCACGGUGGGCUGCUUCCAGGAGGGCUGUCCGUCAGUGUACCACCUGACAUGCGCCGUCAAAGCCGGCUGCGCAUUCAAUGAGGAAACGCAGGAAGUGUGGUGCCCGGCGCACACUCAUUGAGCACAGCACGACAGGCACGGGCGGCUAUGUGGCACGGGUGUCGCCUGGGCGCCGCGCGUUGCAGACAGCCCGGCCGGUCCUUGUGCUAUACGUGGCGCAAAGUUAGGCACAUUCUUGACUGAUAUCGACUGCGCGUGGUCUCCGUGGGACGGAGAGUGAUGAUGCAGCAACAAAGCGAGCGUGACCCCGCUGAUGUCGGAUUUCGGGUGCGUGGAGUGGCGGCGGGGCGAGGCAAGCAUCCGUACCUGUCGGCAAGGGUUUCCCCUGCCAGGACUUACCAUGCUGGGGGUAACGCCUACAUAAAGAAUAGUAUAAUGUAUGUUCUAGAACAGCUCCGACUACCCCCCAACUAACUAGUGUACGGCACCCCAACCCCCCUCAGCCGUACAGGAGGUAGCGUGGCAGUCGGCAGCUGCGCGAGUGUGAGUAGGUAGUUGUACGGCAGCCCGGCUUGGAAGCUACCCGACUGUAGUGACGCACACGGGCAGUUGGCGCUAGUCGGCAGGCGUGCGAAUGGGAGCUGGCAGUUGAGCUCGCAUGCGUGUGGGAAGCUGCGUCUGAGCACGGUGGAGCACGGCGGGUGUGGCGGUUGGCGCGGCGCGUGAGUGGGAGUGCAUAGUCGUGCGCGAGGCCGUUUGGGAAGCUGCGUGUGUGAGCUACGUGUAAACUCAGAGAGAC
Messenger RNA from Chlamydomonas reinhardtii, 1848 nucleotides. RefSeq lists its product as uncharacterized. The record is from RefSeq and is a predicted model, not a curated record. Lineage: Eukaryota; Viridiplantae; Chlorophyta; Chlorophyceae; Chlamydomonadales; Chlamydomonadaceae. The transcript is spliced from 8 exons. The coding region runs from base 355 to 1170 and encodes 271 amino acids.